GCUGCCUGGCGCCGCCGCUCUGGCUGCUGGGUCGGGGCGCUGCGCCGCGGCCUGCCCCCGGUUCUGCCCCUGCCCGCACAGUCUGGCGGCGGCUCUGGCUGCUUCCCGCGCCCCGAGGAGAAAAGAGAGGUCGGCUCUGCGAGCUCCAGCUGCUGCGCGCUGCGCCGGGCCUCGCUCGGGGUGCCGCGGCCAUGGCCACGGAAGACGAGAUCAUCCGCAUCGCCAAGAAGAUGGACAAGAUGGUGCAGAAGAAGAACGCGGCUGGAGCUCUUGAUUUAUUGAAGGAACUUAAGAAUAUUCCCAUGACCCUUGAACUGUUACAGUCUACCAGAAUUGGAAUGUCAGUGAAUGCGAUACGCAAGCAAAGCACAGAUGAAGAAGUUACAUCUUUAGCAAAAUCUCUGAUCAAGUCGUGGAAGAAACUCUUAGAUGGACCUUCAACUGACAAAGAUUCUGAAGAAAAGAAAAAGGAGCCUGCAUCUUCCUCACAAAACAGCCCUGAGGCAAGAGAAGAAAGCAGUUCAAGUAGCAAUUCCAGCAGCAGGAAGGAGGAGGCUAGUGCUCCCUCAAACUCUUUCAUCCCUUCCUUUCCCCGGGCUCCAAGUACUUCGGAUUCUGUACGAAUGAAAUGCAGAGAAAUGCUCUCUGCAGCCCUCAGAACAGGAGAUGAUUACAUUGCUAUCGGUGCUGAUGAGGAAGAGCUGGGUUCCCAGAUUGAAGAAGCUAUUUUUCAGGAACUAAAAAACACUGAUAUGAAAUACAAAAACAGAGUACGGAGUAGAAUAGCAAAUCUCAAGGAUGCAAAGAAUCCUAACCUAAGGAAAAACGUCCUGUGUGGGAACAUUCCUCCGGACAAGUUUGCCAAGAUGACAGCAGAGGAAAUGGCAAGUGAUGAACUGAAAGAAAUGCGCAAAAACCUGACCAAAGAAGCUAUCAGAGAGCACCAGAUGGCUAAAACAGGAGGAACCCAAACUGAUUUGUUCACAUGUGGCAAGUGCAAAAAGAAGAACUGUACAUACACCCAGGUUCAAACCCGCAGUGCUGAUGAACCCAUGACAACGUUUGUUGUCUGUAAUGAAUGUGGAAACAGAUGGAAGUUCUGUUAGAAGAAGAAAUUGCCGAGACAUCUGGACCAGUAUGAAAGAGGAUUUUGUAAUUAGCUUUAAAAACUAGGCUAAGCAUCUAGCUUCCUGCAAGUGAGAGGGGGUUUGGGUUGGUUUUCUUUCUCUUUAUUUCUUUUUUUAAAGCAGCAUCCAUGCCUGAAGUUAGCCUUUGUUUUGACACAAUCAUCAUUUCCUUCAAUGCCUUCCUCUAGCUGGUAGUCAGUAGAGCAGGUUGCUCAAUUGUAUGGUGACUGUUUAAAGUAUUUUUUCAUUUUUAUAAGUAAGUUGACAUUAAAACUUUUACCAAUUAAACAUUUUGGUAAUUGGCUUGGGUUUGUUUGUUUGGUUUUCUAGCUCUGUGAAUCAUGUGCUGUAUUUUUUUUUGAGGUCUGAGCAUACAUCCUCCUCCCGUGUGUAUUUUACUGCUCAUGUUUGUUCAGUUGUAAGAGUGGAAUUUGUUUCAUGCAUCUGUGCUUACUACUUCUGCAAAGAGAAAAGGUAUCUAACUUCACCUAAUUACAUUAAAAUCAGUUGUUGACUAAA
Pogoniulus pusillus (Red-fronted tinkerbird) is the source of this 1646-nucleotide messenger RNA. It is a transcript of the gene TCEA1, whose product is annotated as transcription elongation factor A1. The record is from RefSeq and is a predicted model, not a curated record. The coding region runs from base 192 to 1106 and encodes 304 amino acids. Gene Ontology annotation, cellular component: nucleus. Gene Ontology annotation, molecular function: nucleic acid binding; zinc ion binding. Lineage: Eukaryota; Metazoa; Chordata; Aves; Piciformes; Lybiidae. Gene Ontology annotation, biological process: transcription elongation by RNA polymerase II; positive regulation of transcription by RNA polymerase II; DNA-templated transcription. The transcript is spliced from 10 exons.